AAGCCGCAGCGAAAGCAGUACUCUGGACUAAGGCGCGUGGUUCUGCACCCCAGCACCUUCCGCUAGGUGUGCUGCUUCUCUCGCUCCUCAGAGCGUGGGUCUCACUGUCCCCGCGGUCCGCAGCCACACUAAUUCCUCACCCUCUUCAGUCCGCAGUCAGAAUUGGCAGAACUGCUUUCCAGGCUUCUCUCCCUUCCCUCCUUUUUUGUCUUCCUCCUUAGCAGUCGCUUUACCUCGCGGCUUUGGGUCGCUGGCGGGCUUGCAGGUGAGCAGCCGCGCAGCGCCACUGUCUGGAGAGUUUACCUUGCACAGCUGGACUCGGGCCAGAGCAGCUGCAGCAGCACCUCUCCCAAGACUCGCUCUUCCUUGCAGAAUGAAGAACCCGAUGCUGGAGGUGGUAUCCCUGCUGUUGGAGAAGCUGGUCCUCUUCUCCAACUUCAGGCUUUUCAGUUUAGACAUCCCGGGAGAAGAGAAAGGAUGGAAAAAAUUCUAUGAGGUCAACUGUUUCCUCCGCGGCGACGUACUGGAAGUGCCCCGGACCCACCUGACCCACUAUGGCAUCUACCUGGGCGACAACCGUGUCGCACACUUAAUGCCCGACAUUUUGUUGGCUCUGACCAAUGACAAGAAGCGCACGCAGAAAGUGGUCUCCAACAAGCGUCUCAUUCUGGGCGUCAUUGGUAAGGUGGCUAGCAUCCGCGUGGACACAGUGGAGGACUUCGCCUACGGAGCCGACAUCCUUGUCAAUCACCUGGACCAGUACGUCAAAAAGAAGGCUCUGCUCAACGAGGAGGUGGCCCGGAGGGCUGAGAAACUGUUGGGUCUGACCUCCUACAGCCUAUUGUGGAACAAUUGCGAACACUUUGUAACUUACUGCAGAUACGGUUCCGCGAUCAGCCCCCAGGUCGACAAGUUUUUUGAGAUGCUGAAGAUAAUUAUUCGUGAUCAGAGAAGUGUUCUUGCUUCAGCGAUCUUGGGAUUGGUGUCUAUAGUCUGCAUGGGCCUGGCAUCAUAUACUACCUUUCCUGCAAUUAUUAUUCCAUUCUGCUUAUGGAUGGUUGCCUAAUUACAUGUCCCCACAUUAGUGUGUAUGUAUUCUCCAUGUAAAUGUAUUUAUAUUUAUAGAGCACAAAUCACUGUAAGCCUUGUUAAAAAAAAAAUGUGACCUGUAACCCUGUGUUCUGGAUAAAAAUGUGAUUAAGAAUCACACCAAGUGCUUACCAUGUAAGCCCAAGAACAAAGGCUUUCUGAAUCUUCUCAGGCAGUUCUGUUGCAAAGCACCAUCCAAACCUUGGAAAAGUGACAACUUGUGAUAGAAUUUGACAGUACAAGAAAAUCAGCCCCUAAGGUGAUGAUGGCCAGAGGAGAUUAUUUGUGUUAUGUUUUUCUUCUGCAAUCAUUGUUGUGAGUCUUGAAUUUGAAGAUUGGAAGACUUAACAACUGUGAUAAUCAAAUUAAUGUAAGUUUAUUUUGUUUUAUUGAAAAACUUAACAUUAAACUGAAAGCAUUUUCCAAAUGCAGAUGAAAACAUGUUUGAUGAUUGGCUUAAAAGAACCACCACCAAAACACAACGUCCUUUUUCUUGCAUAUUAUAUAUUAUCCCAAGCAAGUCAAGAAAUUUUAUUUUCAUUACUUGAAACUAUUCUAGGCAAAGUUAAAGUUUAAUGAACAGGUAACUGACCAUUAAGUGUGGAAGUCUGUGUUUUCCUAAAGAAAUUGCUACAAUCGCAUUAAAUCUGAUUUGAUAAUUUAAUCAGAAGCCUGGCAUUGAUAACUUUUUCCUUUUAUGUGUCAAUAUUGUUAUUUUAAAUCUGAGAAAUAAAUAGAUAUGGAUUAAAAUAAUUUGGAUAUUGGACAUAUAUGUGUGUGUGUGUGUGUAUAUAUAUA
Messenger RNA from Marmota monax (woodchuck), 1887 nucleotides. RefSeq names its product lecithin retinol acyltransferase (gene Lrat). Gene Ontology annotation, molecular function: phosphatidylcholine-retinol O-acyltransferase activity. NCBI's taxonomy places the organism in Eukaryota, Metazoa, Chordata, Mammalia, Rodentia, Sciuridae. The transcript is spliced from 2 exons. The coding region runs from base 374 to 1066 and encodes 230 amino acids. The record is from RefSeq and is a predicted model, not a curated record. Gene Ontology annotation, biological process: retinol metabolic process.